AUGUCCGCUGAAUGUCCCAUGCGCAACAUACCAUCAACUACAGACAUCUAUCACCGAAAGUCCCUCUUGUCUUCUUCCAAUAGCAAGGCAACCCACAUACGCAACAAGGACGGUGCAGAACUGAUUACCGUGCCUUCUAGGAAGGUGUCGAAUCCCGAUCCCAGAUCACUCAGCAAUAUUAGCAACAGCAGCAGCAGCACUAGCACUAGCAACGUUAUACCCACAUCAACUGCUGCUACUGCUACGACCAACAACCACUCCGCCCAAAUAACCAAUCAGCUGUCACCCACAGUGCCCUCCGCAUCUAUGGAUUUCCCCCACAACACUGGCUCAAACAAUAUCGGCGGCAAGAAGAAAAAGAAGAAGAAGGGAAAGCAGCAGCAACAGCAGCAGCAGGAACGGCAACAAGAAUCAGAUACACUAUCUAAUAACCACAGUCAUACUCACGACCACGAUAGUAACAAUCACAAGGACCAUUUACAUGAUGGCUAUUACAACGAGGCCCGCUAUAACCAUGUUAAUGAAAGAGUUGGCCAAUAUCAAAAGGAUAUUAAAACUAAUAGACCCGAUUAUGACGACCAUCCCUCGGAAACUAUCCCGGAACUUGUUGAUCCAGAGGAAGAGGGGGGAUACUACAGUCAAGGAUAUGACGAUGAGGAUGAUGAUUCUUAUACCCCACCAAUUCAAGCUCCUGCGCCCCUGACCGGCAAAAAAAAGAACAAAAAGAAGAAAAAGAAGGGGGUAAAUAGUACUCAGGAAGUUUACCAGAGCUCCGAAGUAUCGCCUGUGAGACAGCUUGGUGGGCCCUCAAAAAAAAAAGACCGGAUCUGGAAUACAUCGACAAAUGAGGAACGUGAAAGGAUCAAGGAUUUUUGGCUUUCUUUGGGUGAAGAAGAACGCCGCUCUUUAGUAAAAGUAGAGAAGGAAGCGGUCUUGCGGAAAAUGAAAGAACAACAGAAGCACUCCUGCUCAUGUAGUGUUUGCGGAAGAAAAAGAACAGCCAUUGAAGAAGAGCUGGAGGUUCUGUACGAUGCAUACUACGAGGAAUUGGAACAGUAUGCUCAUCAACAACAAAACUCAAAGUACGCUGCUCAGAUACCUCAUAGUCACCCCCCCGGAUCGUAUUCUACCACCAGAAUACCCCCCCCUCCGCCUCCGCCAGGUCCUCCUCCGGGCAAUCAUCUUAUACAUCUUGGGCAUCAUCAUCACAAACAUCAAGGACAUCGCGUUGAGGAGAUUGACGAUGAUGAAUUUGAGGAUGAUGACGACGAAGAUGAAGAAUAUGAUGAGGACGAUGAUGUUCUGGAUGAACCUUUGCCGGAGAACGAUCCUCAACCUGACUUCUUCAACUUUGGGAACAGUCUCACUGUUCAAGGUGGCAUUUUAACUGUAGCUGAUGAUUUGCUCAAAAACGAUGGUAAAAAGUUUAUUGAAAUGAUGGAACAACUUGCAGAGCGCCGAAUGCAACGGGAAGAAGAAGCAAGUGCUGCUUCCAGUGGUCACACAUCCCAGAACUAUGAUGAUGAGGAUUAUGACGAAGAUGACGAGGAGGAUGACGGAGAGUACGAUGAAGAGGAGGAGGAUGAGCCCGACACCAUGACUGAAGAACAGCGCAUGGAAGAAGGCCGUAGGAUGUUCCAAAUAUUUGCUGCCAGAAUGUUUGAACAACGUGUUCUUACCGCCUAUCGAGAAAAGGUUGCUCGGGAAAGACAGGAUAAGCUUCUUGAGGAAUUAGAUGAAGAGGACCAGCUCCGAGCGGCACGUGAGGAGAAGAAGGCCAAAGAGAAGGAGAAGAGGAGGGAAAAGAAGAGACUGCAAAAGCUUGCCAAAGAAGAUGAAAGAAAGAAGCGGGAAGCCGAAAAGGCCGAGGAGGAGGCUAAACAACGGGCGAUUGAGGAAAAGAAAGCCGAAGAAGUAAGGAGACGGAAAGAGGAGCAGCGGAUGAAGCGGGAAGCCGAAAAAAGGGUUCAAGAAGAAGAAAGACGCCGUAAGGAGGAGGAGAGAAAGAAGAGACUCGAAGAAGAACGAGAGAGGGAUGCUGAGCGUGAAAGAAAAAGGAAAGAGAAUUUGGAGAGGGAACGAAAGAGAAAGGAAGAGCUUGCAAAAAAAGCUAAGGAGGAGAAGGAGGCUAGGGAGAAGGAGGCUAGGGAGAAAAGAGAGCGCGAGGAUCGUGAGCGAAAAGAAAAGGAAGCGAAAGCCAAAAAGGAAGCGCUGGAACGGGAGCGUAUAAAGAAGGAGGAAGAAGCAAAGGCCAAGGCCGAGAAUGCGGCAGCAGCGGCGAUGGCAGCAGCUGCUGCAAAAAGACCCCCAGUCUCAAUACAGACGUCCAUAUCCGUACCACAACAUCCUCAUGGAGUUUAUAAUAGCUCGCCCCAUCUCUCUGUUGCAACACCGGCAAUGCCUAAACAGUCGGUGGGAAACUCACCUGCUCGUACUCGGAAUGCCUCUCAGCAAGGAUCAAUACAAGGAUCUGUAGCUUCUUCCCCAAAGACCCCUCAAGCUGCCCCUAGAAUAGGGUCUUCAGUAUCCCCAAAUACACCCAUUCUACAACAAAACAUUCCUGGUCCAAUAAUCCCCCCGAAUAAAAUAUUUCAGUAUCCGUCACAUAUGCCCACUUCACCAUUACCACAUCACAUUGCCCCUCCGCCAGGUGUACCGCCGCUAGAGAAUGCUUUUCAUAUGAUGAACCAAAUGGGAAUGGGUGGCCCAAGUCCAAUCCAACCGUUUCUUGCCGGAAUGCCUCAAAGACAGCCUUUCGGAAACGGGAUGCCGAUGUAUGCACCAACACAAAUGCCUCUGGGUUCGAGCCCGCAAUAUCGGGGGUUUGCAGCCCCAAACGGUAUGUCAAUGCAGGGCCCCGCUCCUCUAGGAAUGCGCCCAAUGCAGCCACAAGGUCGUGGGAUCUUUAUGGGCGAGCUUGCGCCCGUCAUGCAGCAUCAACUCCCUCCGGGUAUGCCUCUCGGCAUGCCACCGGGCAUGCCACCAGGUAUGCCACCAGGCAUGCCACCAGGAUCGCCGUUCAUAGGGAAUCGAGUGGAACCGGUACCUAUACCCGGUGUACAUUCCCAUACACGGGCGUUGUCAGGCUCGUUCGAACCUAUUCAGCGGCCCACACCAAUUCAACGCCCCUCGAGUGUAGCUCCACCUAGAAAUCUAGAGGAUGGGACAAAUAGUGUUGAUGAGCUUUCCAAGGUCAUGGGUAGCCGUGCACUGCUGGAGGACGAUGAAGACGACUCAAUGCUGGAAGCACAAUCGCCGAAUCGAAGAGGGAGCAGUGUUAUGGGAUUUUCACCAAGACCAACUAGGGGAUUACCGGCUGGAUCCCCUUUAUUUAUAGAUCCUACUAUGUCUCACAUGGGAUUUCCCCAGCCUUCAUGGUCUAAUCCUGCGCCAUUGGGAACUCCAUUGGGAAAUAUCUCAAACUCUCUCCCAACCUCCACUUGGUCAGGAGCAGGCUGGUCUGAAACUGAUGCUGCUCGAAGUACAUUCAACCGCCGGCGGCCGAACAGGCAUGAACAGAUUCGCAGCCUCGCCACGGUCAAGUGCCGCGAGCUUGGAGGAGAGAAUAGUAGCUUUGUCGAAAUAUCAACGCUGCAUCGGGUUAUUGAGCAGUCUGUGCCCGAGAUGGUAGUCACCAUUAAAGAGGUAAUGGAUGUACUUGAUGUCGAAGGAGAGGCUCUGAAUGGCGGUGGAAAUUUUAUUACCACACACGAUACCAACGGAAGGACAUUGGUCAAGUUCCAGGAUGAUGAGGAAAAGAGUGCGGAUGGGAAUUGUAUAUAUCAAAACCCUGUGGCACCCAUCGGACAUCAUAACCACCACCUUCAUCCAGGGGAAAUUGGGUCACCGACAGGCGGUGGCUUUACACAUCCGUUUAAAGCGGCUGUAGGGCCUCCGCCUGGGAUAGCCACUAACGGGUUUCCUUCUUUUUAA
This is a messenger RNA of Morchella sextelata, 3933 nucleotides long. RefSeq lists its product as uncharacterized. The transcript is spliced from 6 exons. NCBI's taxonomy places the organism in Eukaryota, Fungi, Ascomycota, Pezizomycetes, Pezizales, Morchellaceae. The coding region runs from base 1 to 3933 and encodes 1310 amino acids. The record is from RefSeq and is a predicted model, not a curated record.